AUGCUUCUUGCGAUAUGUUCCUAUGUUUGUUUGAUCACCCUCAACGUGCUGUUUGGUAUUGGAGGAGUUAUCAUCUUUGCUGUAGGAUGCAUAUAUUACACCAAAGCAACUUACGUCUCCGAUGGUAUACCAGUUGAGUACCAAAGCUUUGGACAUAUUCCCUUAUUCACAAUUUUAUUUGGACUGAUCGUGAUAUUGGUAGCCUUGGUUGGAUGUUGGGCAGCAAUCCAGAAAAACAGGUUCCUGCUUGUCACAUACUCGAUGAUAAUGAUGCUGUUUCUCGUAAGUCAGCUGGUUCUUGGAUCAUACAUCAAUAUAGUGUUUCAGAGUAGCCUUAGAUCACAAGCAGGUGAAUCUUUGAGGAAGGAUUUUGAUAACUACUACUUUUCUGAAAUCAAAACGCAAAUAGACGGAAUCCAAAAGACCUUGGAAUGUUGUGGCCCAGAUGGUCCAUGCUAUUGGGGUGUAACCAUGCCUCAAUCCUGUAUUUCACCGAACGAUGGGAAAAUCUACAAGAAAGGAUGCAUUUACCCUUAUGUCGAUCAGAUGCUGAAGCCCUUUUAUAUAAUAGGAAUCAUUAUUCUAUGCAUAGCAGGUAUGGAAGCGCUUGGAGUCAUAUGUGCUAUUUGUCUGCUGUGCUCGCCGAAAAUAAAAUCUGGUAUGCAGGAUAUCUACAGCCGACCAAGUUCUUCUAAUUUGUAG
Acanthoscelides obtectus is the source of this 702-nucleotide messenger RNA. NCBI's taxonomy places the organism in Eukaryota, Metazoa, Arthropoda, Insecta, Coleoptera, Chrysomelidae. The record is from the annotation of a GenBank genome assembly.